Daphnia carinata is the source of this 951-nucleotide messenger RNA. RefSeq lists its product as uncharacterized. Lineage: Eukaryota; Metazoa; Arthropoda; Branchiopoda; Diplostraca; Daphniidae. The transcript has 5 exons. The coding region runs from base 101 to 844 and encodes 247 amino acids. The record is from RefSeq and is a predicted model, not a curated record.
CUGGAUUGGCCAUUGCAAGUACGAAACUAUUAUAACAUUUAGUUAGAUUCGAUCCAACCGUGUUCUCUAUCCGAUUCAACAACAACAUGAAGAAACAAAAAUGCGGCCAGGUAACACUUCGGCAGCUGGAAACUGCCAUAGGUCGUUGGGUGCUGGACGCAAGACGGUCAACGUCAAGACGGGCCUACUCCGAGUGUUCUCCGUGAUCAACAUAUUCAUUUACUCUCUCUGCGUCGGUUUAGAGGCAGUCCAUCCGUACGUUGGCCAGGGCAUCUGGGGCUCCAGCGUUCACAUGAUGUCGGGCUUAGUUGGAUUCAGCGGUUCUUACAGGCCCACCAAAAUAAGGUUGUCAUGGGUGUUGGCCUUCUCCUGUUUGUCCAUCAUGUUCGCCUUGAUCGUCAGCGGUUUAUCCUGGGCUGGAUACACCGACUGUGACCAUUAUCAUUCUGAAUACGACCCUGAUAUCGACAUUUGCAUAAAACCUGUUUCUCAACUGGCUUUAAUGGCCGUCAACAUUGUGGCCCUCGUCUUCAGCCUCGCGUCCGUCGUUGUUGUUGCACGCCCUUUAUGUUGUGCUCCUCAUCAACGGCAGAAUCCUUCAGGUUUACCUAACAUCAAUGUCUCUAUCAUCGGAUCGCCAAGAGACACGCCCAGUCUUUCCACAGGGACGACAACGAUUACCUCGUCAAGUAUUCAUACCUUUCCAUCGCACCGGCCGGAGAGGGAGAUCCUGGCUAGACUGGCCUUAUUUUCUCACCGUCUAGAAGAAGAAGAAGAUGAUGAACGACCUCCUCGUUAUUCUAUUGCCAUAGCAGAAGCUGCUGAACAGCAAGCGCAAAGCUAACAAUACAAUAUUUAUUGCGAAUUUCAAAACCAAAACGAAGGCAUCAUUGAUUUCUAAACAUGAAUAAGAAAUGAAAUCAUUCUUUGGGCUAUGGCAUAUGUAUUCAC